Camellia sinensis is the source of this 1238-nucleotide messenger RNA. Its product is annotated as transcription factor MYB20. The record is from RefSeq and is a predicted model, not a curated record. NCBI's taxonomy places the organism in Eukaryota, Viridiplantae, Streptophyta, Magnoliopsida, Ericales, Theaceae.
UGAAGAUGGAGAUGUUAGUCUACCCAAUUCUCUCUACAUAUUUUUCUCUCUAUAAAAGUCUCUCUUCUCUUUUUUCCUCCUCUCGUCUCUGCUCUCUGCCUUCUGUGUAGCUUCAUUGAGCUGAAUUGGGUCGUUGUGAGUUUGUUUGUUCAUAUAUAUAUAUAUAUAUAUAGAGAGAGAGAGAGAGAGAGAGAGAGAGUUUUGUAACUGUUUAGAGAAGUAGUGAAGGAAGAAGAUGGGGAGACAACCAUGCUGUGAGAAAGUAGGGUUGAAGAAGGGGCCAUGGACAGCUGAAGAGGACAAGAAGCUCAUUAACUUCAUCCUCACCAAUGGCCAAUGCUGCUGGAGAUCUCUCCCGAAACUUGCAGGAUUGUUAAGGUGUGGAAAGAGUUGUAGGCUGAGGUGGACAAACUAUCUUAGGCCAGACCUGAAGAGGGGUCUCUUAUCAGAAUAUGAAGAGACGAUGGUUAUUGAUCUCCAUGCUCAACUUGGAAACAGAUGGUCCAAGAUUGCUUCUCAUCUCCCUGGAAGAACUGAUAAUGAGAUCAAAAACCACUGGAAUACCCACAUCAAGAAAAAGCUGAGAAAGAUGGGGAUAGAUCCUCUCACCCACAAGCCACUUCCUACUACUCCAACUCAUGAUCAUCAAUUCCAACAACAACCACACGAUCAACAACAGGAACAAUCACUACCAGAGCCAGUGCCAUCUCUAUCUGAAGUGGGUCAAAACAAGGAAAUAGAGACAAUAUUAUUUGAGUCAUCCAUUACUGACACUGAGGCCAAAGAGGAAGGCCCAUUUAACUCUAUGGAAGUCAAUAAUGGCUUUUCCACAGAUGAAGUCCCACUGAUUGAACCCCAUGAAAUUAAUCUUGUACCUUGUGUUCCCUCAGUCCCACUGAUUGAACCCCAUGAUAUUAACCUUGUACCUUGUGUUCCUUCAUCAUCAUCACCAUCAUCAUCAUCAACAAUAACCUCUUCAUCAUCAUCAUCAUCAUCGUCAUCAUCAUCAUCUUCUUCUUCUUCUUCUUCCUCCCACUUUUCUUCAUCCAACAUAUUGGAGGAAUUGGAGUUGCCAACUUUUGAAUGGGGCAUGGGUUUCUGGGAUGAUGACUUUAGCAAUGCUUUGGAUUUGUUGAUCAGUGGUGCUGAUAACUGGAAUGCAACUGUUGAACCUCUUCCCCCUCCCACUCCCACCCAGUACCCAACAAGAAUGGUUCUUGAUCAAGAAUCUUAGAGCU